This is a messenger RNA of Tetranychus urticae (two-spotted spider mite), 1662 nucleotides long. RefSeq names its product inhibitor of growth protein 4. Gene Ontology annotation, biological process: regulation of DNA-templated transcription. Lineage: Eukaryota; Metazoa; Arthropoda; Arachnida; Trombidiformes; Tetranychidae. The record is from RefSeq and is a predicted model, not a curated record. Gene Ontology annotation, cellular component: nucleus.
AUCCCAUUUCUGCUUUCAUCCAUUUGUGUCUCUCUUUUUGGUUAAUCUGUUACUUUUUUUAAUCUUCAUCGUUAAGUACUUUUAUUUUUUGUUGAUACAAAAUAAAUUAGUGGUUCACUUUGUUAUACCUUGAUUUUCUUGUUCCGUUUCAUCAUGGCGAUGUCCUAUUUGGAGCAUUUCUUAGAAAUUGCUCGUAUAUACUCCCAUAUCAUUGGCAAAAUAGGUCUGGAUUCCUUGCCCGCGGAUCUACAACGAAAUUUUACUCUCAUGAGAGACUUGGACAUGCGAACUCAAGAACUAAUCAGGAAGAUAAAUAGUGUUUCAGAAAGCUACUUGGUUAACGUGAACGAACUCAAUCAGCGAGAAAAAAAUGACACUUUCAAAGAAAUUCGAAAUAAAUUUGCUGAAGCCAGAUCAUUGAGUGACGAUAAAGUGCAGUUAUCAGUGGCUACCUAUGAAAUGAUUGAUAAACAUAUUCGCAGAUUAGACAAUGAAUUGACAAAAUUGGAAGCAGAACUGAAGGAAAAAAUUUUGUUUAAAUCUUCUGGAAAUAACAUGGAAGGAGGAAAGAAGAGAGGGAAAAAUAAUUUAUCCAAAGGAAAAAAUAAAGUAUCACUAAGUAAAAAGAAUGUGUUAAAAGACAAGACCGAAAAAGGUCGUAAAAAACAAAAACUAUCUGCCGAUCCAGCACUUGCUAUGGGAGUAAUUGGAACCGAAACGUCCAUAUUAGCCACAAUUACUGGGAGCACCGAUGUCCUAGAUAUGCCUGUUGAUCCUAAUGAACCUACAUAUUGUAUAUGUCACCAAGUUUCUUAUGGUGAAAUGAUUGGUUGUGAUAAUCCUGACUGUCCUAUUGAAUGGUUCCACUUUGCAUGUGUAGGAUUAGCUACCAAACCAAAAGGAAAAUGGUUUUGCCCCAAGUGCUCACACGAACGAAAAAAGAGAUAAUCUUUCUAUUUUAAAGGCCUUAGCAUGCAGCAAUUUUAUCACAAUUGUUUUAUUCCAUCAUUUGCUCUCUUUUUUCUCUCUCACUCUCAUCAACGUCAAUGAAAUUCAUCUGAAUAAUUUCCCUAUCAGCUUUUCACCAUCAAAAAUCACUUAUUUUCAUCUCAUACCUCCAUUCACAUUCAGCUUGUUCAGACCAACCAUCUCUUCAUUCAUUUUUACCUUGUUUUAUUAUACCUCACCAAUAUCAACCUCAUUAUCAUCAUAGUCAUCGUACUCAUAAUCUUCUCUGUCAUCUCAUCAUUUCUUUUUAAGUAGAACUUACAAGCAUUGGAGAAAUAGCUGCACCCGUGGAUGCUUGAUAAUUAAACUCUUACUGAUUAGUUGCAUCUUUCAUUAGAUGAAUUAAUAGAUGAAACUUGAAUUUGAUAUUGAAAAUUAUUUUAAUUGAUGUUGAAAUAAAUUCAACCAAUGCUAAAAGCAUAAUUUUGCCUGUCACAUAGGUCAACUAAUUGCUAUGUGAUAUUUUAAUUUCUCCUGUAUUUAACUGUUUUAUCGUUAUUUUCUUGAAAAUGAAUCUAAAUUUUGAUUCUGACUUCUCAAUGAUCUUUAUUGAGAUCAUGUUCUGUGACUAAUUGUGCAGUCUUCAUCAUUUUGUAAAAGUAUUAGUAAUAAAUUAUUCAGACUCUACUCAAGAAUAAAAAUUUUUAAAGUUCA